AUGUCUAUCUUCCUAUGUUUUCUCUUCCUUUUCCCUCUCCUUUUGAUCAUCUUGAGCAAGCUUUUACCUUCCAAAAAGAAGCUUCCUCCGGGACCUACAGGUCUUCCGAUCAUAGGAAACUUGCACCAGCUUGGAAGAUCGCUUCACAGUGUUUUUCACAAGCUCUCUUUAGAACAUGGACCAGUGAUGCUUCUCCGUUUCGGGGUCGUCCCUAUGGCCGUGUUCUCUUCCAAGGAAGCAGCUAAAGAAGUUCUCAAAACACAUGACCUAGAGACUUGCACCAGACCUAAGCUGGUCGCAAAUGGGUUGUUUUCUCGCAACUUCAAAGACAUUGGUUUCACACAGUAUGGUGAAGACUGGCGAGAGAUGAAAAAGCUUGUGGGGCUAGAGCUCUUUAGUCCGAAAAAGCAUAAGUCUUUCAGGUCUAUCAGAGAGGACGAAGGUGACUUGCUGGUCAAGAAAAUAUCAAAAUCCGCUCAAACACAAACCCUAAUAGAUUUGAGGAAAUCCUUUUUCUCCUUCACCGCCGGUACCAUAUUUAGAAUAGCCUUUGGACAAAACUUCCGCGAGUACAGUUUCAUCGAUAUGGAAAAACUUGAAGAGCUGGUGCUAGAGGCAGAAACCAACGUAUGCAUCUUGGCACUCACUGACUUCUUACCUACGGGUUUUGGUUGGCUUGUAGAUCGGAUCUCCGGUCGGCAUUCGAGGAUGAACAAUGCCUUUUCCAAACUCACCAAUUUCUUUCAACAUGUGAUUGAUGAGCAACUAAAGAUUGGAAAACUCCAAGAUAAUUCCAACCUCGUCAGUGCCAUGUUGGAUAUGAUCAAUAUACCCACUAAUCUCACUUCUUUCAAGAUCACUUCCGAUCAUCUCAUAGCAAUGAUGUCGGAUGUAGUUUUGGCAGGAGUGAACGCGGGAACAGUCACGAUGAUAUGGUUGAUGGCAGAACUAGCCAGACAUCCAAGGGUGAUGCAAAAGCUCCAAGAAGAGAUUCGAGCAACACUCGGAUCCAACAAAGAGAGAAUCACAGAAGAAGAUCUACAAAAGGUCGAGUACCUGAAUCUGGUGAUCAAAGAAACAUUCAUAUUACAUCCAUCAUCUCCUCUCUUGCUCCCAAGAGAAACAAUGUCUGGCAUCGAGAUUCAAGGCUACCACAUUCCCAAGAACACACAUAUCAAGAUCAACACUUACACGAUAGGACGUGAUCCAAAAGUUUGGACUAACCCUGACGAAUUCUAUCCUGAGAGGUUUUCCAAUUCCUCUAUCAGCUACAAAGGUCAGCAUUACGAGUUCUUGCCCUUUGGAGCAGGCCGAAGAAGCUGUCCCGGUAUGAACUUGGGAAUCACCAUACUUGAGCUAGGCCUUCUUAACGUUCUUUACUUCUUCGAUUGGAGUUUGCCUAAUGGAAAUUAA
Molecule: messenger RNA, 1413 nt
Organism: Camelina sativa (false flax)
Lineage: Eukaryota; Viridiplantae; Streptophyta; Magnoliopsida; Brassicales; Brassicaceae
Source: RefSeq, a predicted model, not a curated record